This is a messenger RNA of Kwoniella shivajii, 2835 nucleotides long. RefSeq lists its product as uncharacterized. Lineage: Eukaryota; Fungi; Basidiomycota; Tremellomycetes; Tremellales; Cryptococcaceae. The transcript is spliced from 6 exons. Gene Ontology annotation, cellular component: cytoplasm. Bases 1 to 2835 code for a protein of 944 amino acids. The record is from RefSeq and is a predicted model, not a curated record.
AUGAGUACACUGUCACCUUCCAAAUCCCAAACUCUUCCUCCGAUCCAAAACCAAAAUCACAAUCCCAACAGUCCUAAUCCCAAUGCACCUCCAUUUCGACCUUCUCCAGCUAGAGCAGCGACCUUAUCAGGUACGCCAUUCCAAUACAAGACAAGAGCGGCUUCUCAACCUGCGGGAGAAAGAAUCCCACCUUCGUCUUCGACUCCAGGUUCAGGUAGAGCAAGUCCUGGUGCAGGUAUGAACGCCAAUGGUCUCACCGGAUCUGGAUCAGCUUUCGGUGUUAUAGGAGGUGCAAGAAUUCCAGGUAGAUUUGGGAAUGCUUUAUUUGGAUCAAAUGGGAAUGUAGGAAUUCAAACCAGGGCAAAUAGCUUUUCAGCUGGGGAGAUAAGGGAUCCAAGAAAUACGUCACUUGCACGAACACUCUCAUCGCAUACUGAAGAGUUUGUCCCUUCUCGUUCACAAUCAACAUCUCCCUUCCCUACUUUCUCACCUAAUUCUACUCCUUCAACUUCUCCCGCUGCAAUUCGCCAACAGCCUUUACCCCCUUCACCUCCCAAAGCAGGAGCAAACGUCUCUCGAUCUAGAUCACAAUCGCUCGCCACUGGAGUACGGCCAUCCAGCAUCGACAGACCAUGGUUAGCUCCUAUGAGCACAUUGGAGAACAAAGGCGCAUUCGCCAAAAUCGAUGUAGGGUGGAAUAUAAGUCCAAAUGAAGGAAGCAACAUGUCACCUUUCUCAAGAGGUUUACCUGCAUUGGGCAAUAAUCCUGCAAGGGAUGAGGUUUAUGGUAGAAAUGGUAAUACGCCUGGAGGAAGAUUUAAAGCUGCUCAAGAGGGAUUUAGCACAAGAGGUGGAUGGGGUGCUUCACCAAAUGAAACGAAUACAACAUCUGCCUUGUCUUCGUCUGUUCACAAAGCUCUGGGUGGUGGAUACCAGCAACAACCGUACGCACAAGGCGGGGGAGGGUAUGGUGAAUACACAAAUCCAGCUAAUGGUGGUUCAAGAUCGGGUGCUUCAUCAAGACGACAUAGUGUCUCAGUAGUCGGUGGGCCAGGAGGAAGAAGAGAAUUUUCAUUUGGUGAACCUGGAAUGGGAAUCACUUCCCUAAGUCCACCUUCAAAAGGUUUAUUCGGUUUUGAGAGUGAAUUAGGAAACGCAUUAUCCCUUGAUAUAGAUGAAAGGAAAAGAGAUGAUAAUGGUUACGUUUCUGCUUCAUUACCAAAAUUCGAUAUUCAUGAUCGAUUCAACGAAUCUUCCCAUCAAAGAAUCCCUUCUCUGAGUAACCGAAAGAACGAUAACUUCAACGAUGGUGUUUUCCCUACAUUCGGUUCUACUCCCCCGAGAGGAAGAUUGGAAGGUCUAAUUACUGGAAAUGGUGCUUUCGCAGCAGAGAGAGCUACCUCUGGCGAGAGCAAUGGAUCAAGAAGAUUCCUAAUUGAGAACGCUGCGGUUGGAUCUCCGAUUGUUGGCCAUGACAGAUUGGGUAACGGUAACGGUAACGGUAAUGCAACUAUCAAUGGAAAUCCUAGUUCGAAUGGAUUCACUGGAUCUCCUGAGAGAUUAAGAGAACAACCUCUAUCUUCUGCUAGACCUCAAGGUAUAAAUGGACUUGGACCAGGAGUGAUCGGUGCUCCAGUACACAACUACGGAAACGGAAAUAACCAAUUCGCACCAAACGUUCCUCCCGGGAAUUCGUAUCCCGGGAUGAGACCUUUCGGAGGUCCAGGUCCACUCAAUAAUGCAUCACAAGGGCAUUUGAACGGACCUGGAUCGGGGUCCAAUGGAUAUGGUAGAUCACCUAUCGGACAGGGGCCACCUGGGCCUGGGUUUGGCGGUUAUUAUGGUUUACCUAAUCGACCACCUCCACCACCUCAAGGCGGUUUCUCACCUCAACUGGGAUUCAAUGCUCCACCUCCUGGAAACGGAUAUUCUGGACCGAACCAAAAUCAGAAUGGACCAUACGGUAAUGUACAACCAGGCAGCGGUGGAGGUGGAGGAGGUGGAUAUCAAUCAUUCUAUCCUAAUCCCGCAGUGCCUUCUUCCCCUCCCCAACCCACCUCACCAUCAUUUUCGACACUUUCAUUAUCUGAUUUAGGCAAAGGAAUAAUACUUUCUGCUUUACCAACUACAACACCGUUGUAUAUCGUUACUUUCAAAGCUGGAAGAAGAGAUGUCUACUAUUGUCCGGAUCCAACAUUGUUAAUUUCCAACGGGGAUAAAGUGAUCGUUGAAGCUGAUAGAGGAUCGGAUUUGGGUACUGUCAUAUAUGAUCAACUAACUUCAAUAGAUAUAAGAGAUUGGCAAGAAAGACAAGCUACAGCAGCUUUGUUAUCCGGUGCUUCACAACAUCAACCACCAGGUCUGGCCGUUUCAGGUAUCCACCCUUCUACAUCAAAUAAAGAAAUCAAGAAACAGACUUCUUCUGGUGAAUUAGGGUCAAGUUUGGGAUUAGAUCUAGAUGGUUUAUUGUUAGGUUGUGGCCCGUCCGGUCAACCUGAAUUAUCAGGUACAAUGGUAAGAGGUCCCUUAGCGAAAGAGAUCAUGCCAAAGAGGAUUUUCGCAAAAUCAAGUCAAGGCGUCGAGGAACAAAACCGAAUGACUCAAAAAGUAAAUGACGAAUACGAAGCUCUCAUGAUCUGUAGAGAAAAAGUUAUUGAAAGAGGUUUACCCAUGCAAAUCGUGGACGCGGAAUACCAAUGGGAUAGAAGAAAGCUCACUUUCUACUUCAAGGCCGAUAAGAGAGUCGAUUUUAGAGAUUUGACCAAAGAGAAUUUUAGGAUCUUCAAGUCAAGAAUCUGGAUGUCAAUGGUAUCCAAAGAUGAUCCACGUAAUUGA